AUGUCGAACCAGGAUCAACACCGCGAUGUCUCCCAGUACAAGUACUCGGCUAUGUCCAACCUGGUUCUCCAGGCGGACCGUCGGUUUGUGUCGAGACGAAACGAUGAGGCUACGGGCGACCCCGAGUCUCUCGCCGGCAAGCUGAGCAUCCGCGACAUGGGAGCACGCGUCGCUCGCGAAUCGGCACCAAAACAGAAAAAGCCAACUGGUCUUCCCGAUGUCGAACGCGGAAAGCUGCAAGAGGGCGAGGAUGUGCUCGCGCGCGAGCAACGGAAGAAGAAGGGCGAAACGGCGCAACCGAGGGGUGCUGGUGUCCUGGGAACUGGAGACUUGCUUGUCGAAGGCAUUCGAUAUCGCCCGCGCACGCCCGCAACACGAGCGACUUUCGAGUUGAUUCUGAAGAUCGUGUCCGAUAACCUUGGCGAUGUCCCUCAGACCGCCGUCAUCAGCGCCGCUGACGUGACCCUGGAGUUCCUCAAAGAUGACGAUCUGAAGGAUACGGAGAAGAAGAGGGAGAUUGACGACCUCUUGGGCGUUUCAAUGAGUGCAAAGGAGUUCAACGAGCUCGUGAACCUCGGAAAGAAGAUUACAGAUUACGAUGCGCAGGACGAGGAUGAAGAUAUGGACGACAAUGCAGCCGACGCCGACGGAGACGAGCUUGAUGAGAGACAGGGUGUCGCAGUUGUCUUCGAAGACUCCGACGAUGAAGAGGGAGGCAUUGUCAACGAAGUCAGGGAAGAGUCCUCAGAGGACGAGGAUGCGGACGAGAACGAGGACCAACCCGCCGCUGACGCCAACGAGGCGGAGGAUAUGGACGACGACGCCAUGGUCAUCGAUUCGGCCCCUAAAAAGCAAACACAGGAUGCAAAGAACUCGAAGACAGUCUCUGCCAGAGAUAUAGAUGCAUUCUGGUUGCAACGACAAAUCGGAAAGCUCUAUGCCGAUUCUCACGAGCAACACGACAAGACGACAGACGCGCUUCGUAUUCUCUCUGGUGAGCCUGAUGAGCAGGGCGGCGACGAGAAGUCACUUCGAGAGAUUGAAAACGACCUUAUGGAGCUGUUCGAUUACGAGCACCACGAAUUGGUGCAGCUCCUCAUCGGAAACAGGGAGAAGGUGGUCUGGCUUACUCGUCACUCAAGAGCCGAGACAGAUGAGCAGCGGGCUGUUAUCGAGCGUGAAAUGGCUUCCGAAGGCCUUCAAUGGAUCCUUAAUGAGAAGUUUGGAAAGAAAACGGACGAUCAGAAGGGUCGCAAGAUGGAGAUCAAGAUGGAUCUCGACGCACCGUCGUCACUUGCAAACGCCCCUACAGAAUCAGAGCGCCCUCAAGGACUAGUGGGCGGUCUGCAACCGCGAAAACUUAUCAACCUGGAGAACUUGGUGUUUGAUCAGGGAAACCACUUGAUGAGCAACCCCAAGGUCAGGCUGCCGGAGGGCUCAACGAAGCGCACUUUCAAGGGCUAUGAGGAAAUCCACGUUCCUGCACCCAAGAAGCGCAGCGACCCCAGUGACACACUUAUUCCGAUUACCGACAUGCCAGAAUGGUCACGCUUGCCGUUCGGCACCACCAAAUCUCUCAACAAGAUUCAGUCCAAGUGCUACCCGACAGCCUUUGGAGAUGAUGGCAAUAUGCUCAUCUGCGCCCCCACUGGCAGUGGAAAGACGAACGUGGCGAUGCUUACCAUUCUCCGAGAGAUCGGCAAGAACCGCAAUCCUGAGACUGGUGACAUUGAUUUGGAUGCCUUCAAGAUUGUGUACAUCGCGCCCCUGAAAGCGCUGGUGCAGGAGCAGGUUGGCAAUUUUGGCAAGCGACUUGAGCCCUACGGUGUGAAGGUCUCUGAGUUGACUGGUGACCGGCAGCUCACCAAGCAACAAAUCGCAGAAACACAGAUCAUCGUCACUACCCCCGAAAAGUGGGACGUCAUCACGCGAAAAGCUACUGAUCUUACCUACACCAACCUCGUCCGCCUUGUCAUCAUUGACGAGAUCCAUUUGCUUCACGAUGACCGUGGCCCUGUCCUUGAGAGCAUUGUGAGCAGGACAAUCAGGAAGACUGAGCAGACCGGCGAACCGGUUCGUUUGGUUGGUCUGUCCGCUACGCUGCCAAAUUAUAAGGAUGUCGCUAGCUUCCUGCGCGUGGAUAUCAACACCGGCCUUUUCCACUUCGAUGGCAGUUUCCGCCCUUGCCCUUUGCGCCAGGAGUUCAUUGGUGUUACGGAUCGCAAAGCCAUCAAGCAACUGAAGACCAUGAAUGAUGUCACGUACAACAAGGUCAUUGAGCAUGUCGGAGCCAACCGGAAUCAAAUGCUUAUCUUCGUCCACUCCCGAAAGGAGACGGCUAAGACUGCACGUUACAUCAGGGACAAGGCUCUGGAGAUGGACACCAUCAACCAGAUCCUUCGCCACGAUGCUGGAAGUCGUGAGGUCCUUAACGAAGCCGCCAGCCAAGCUACCGACAAGGAUCUUAAGGAUAUUCUGCCUUACGGAUUUGGUAUCCAUCACGCUGGUAUGAACCGUAUCGACCGUACUGAUGUCGAGGAUUUGUUCGCUCGAGGCGCCAUCCAGGUCCUUGUAUGCACGGCUACCCUUGCCUGGGGUGUCAACCUGCCGGCUCAUACCGUUAUCAUAAAGGGCACUUCGGUUUACUCUCCUGAAAAGGGCAGCUGGGUCGAGCUCAGCCCGCAAGACGUACUGCAGAUGCUUGGUCGUGCUGGUCGUCCGCAAUUCGAUACCUAUGGCGAGGGCAUCAUCAUCACAACCCAAAACGAGAUUCAAUAUUACCUCUCUCUUCUAAAUCAGCAACUACCAAUUGAGAGUCAAUUUGUUAGCCGACUGGUGGACAACCUAAACGCUGAGAUUGUGCUUGGCAAUGUCAGGAGUAGAGAUGAAGGUGUGGAGUGGCUUGGCUACACGUACUUGUUCGUGCGCAUGCUACGGUCCCCCGGUCUGUACCAAGUUGGGGCAGAGUACGAAGAUGACGAAGCUCUUGAACAAAAGCGCGUUGAUCUCAUUCACUCUGCAGCAUCAGUGCUCAGAAAGUCAAAUCUCGUCAAGUACGAUGAGAAGACUGGUAAGCUCCAAUCUACGGAGCUUGGCCGUAUUGCGUCACACUACUACAUCACACACGGCUCUAUGGAAACCUACAACAACCUCAUUCAGCCCUCGAUCACCACCAUCGAGCUUUUCAGAGUGUUCUCUCUAAGCGCAGAGUUCAAGUACAUCCCUGUGCGUCAGGAUGAGAAGCUCGAGCUUGCGAAGCUGUUGGGCAGAGUUCCCAUCCCAGUCAAGGAGAGUAUCGAGGAACCACACGCCAAGAUCAAUGUUCUCUUGCAAGCCUACAUCUCACGACUCAAGCUGGAUGGCCUUGCUCUUAUGGCUGAUAUGGUGUACGUCACUCAGUCUGCUGGUCGCAUUCUACGCGCCAUCUUCGAAAUCACAAUGAAGAAGGGCUGGGCAUCUGUGGCCAAGACUGCCCUGGAUCUUUGCAAGAUGGCCGAGAAGCGCAUGUGGCCGACAAUGUCGCCGCUUCGUCAGUUCCCCGGCUGCCCCAGGGACAUUGUGCAGAAGGCUGAGAGGAUUGAGGUGUCCUGGAGCAACUACUUCGAUCUCGAUCCUCCACGAAUGGGAGAGCUGCUUGGUAUGCCCAAGGCCGGCCGGACUGUCUGCAGCCUGGUUGCCAAGUUUCCCAGAGUCGAAGUCCAGGCCCAAGUCCAGCCGUUGACCAGGUCUAUGCUCCGAGUCGAGCUGAGCAUCUCCCCUAAUUUCGAGUGGGAUGUCGAGGUUCACGGUCCCGCAGAGAGUUUCUGGAUCUUCGUUGAAGACUGCGACGGGGAGGACAUCCUUUUCAGUGACCAGUUCCUGCUGCGCAAGGAGUACGCCGAGUCUGAAUCAAACGAGCACAUUGUUGACUUCACCGUGCCGAUCACGGAGCCAAUGCCUCCUAACUACUUCAUCUCCGUCAUCUCGGACCGCUGGAUGCAUUCCGAAACAAGGUUGCCGGUGUCUUUCCACAAGCUAAUACUCCCUGAGAGAUUCCCGCCUCACACCGAACUCCUUGAGCUUCAGCCACUACCCGUUGCUGCCUUGAAGGUCAAGGAGUACACGAAGCUGUACCCCAACUGGGAUCACUUCAACCGCAUCCAGACACAGACUUUCAACUCCUUGUACAAUACCGACCAAAACGUGUUUGUGGGCGCACCGACUGGCAGUGGCAAGACUGUGUGCGCAGAGUUCGCUCUUCUGCGCCAUUGGGCCAAGCCAGACGCCGGGCGCGCUGUUUAUAUUGCUCCUUUCCAAGAACUGGUUGACCUGCGGCUGGAUGAUUGGCAAAAGAGACUCGGUGGUCUACGCGGCGGCAAGACAAUCGAGAAGCUUACAGGUGAGACCACCACCGACCUUAAGAUCCUGGAGCGCAGCGACCUGGUCCUUGCGACGCCCAUUCAGUGGGAUGUGCUUUCUCGCCAGUGGAAGCGUCGCAAGAACGUCUCGACUGUAGAACUUUUCAUCGCAGACGAGGUUCAUCUGUUGGGCAACCAAAUGGGUUACGUCUAUGAAAUCAUCGUUUCACGGAUGCAUUAUAUUAGGACUCAGACCGAGCUCCCGAUGAGAAUCAUCGCCCUUGGCGUUUCUCUUGCGAAUGCCCGCGACCUUGGGGAGUGGAUUGAUGCGAAGAAGCACGACAUCUACAACUUCAGCCCUCACGUUCGCCCUGUCCCGCUUGAGCUUCAUAUCCAGUCCUACACCAACCCUCACUUCCCAUCACUGAUGCUUUCCAUGGCGAAGCCCACCUAUCUGGCCAUCACGCAAAUGUCUGCAGACAAGCCGGCUAUUGUGUUUGUGCCGAGUCGAAAGCAGACUCGAGCCACCACACGCGACCUCCUGACCGCCGCUUUCAUGGAUGACGACGAAGAUCGUUUCCUGCACGCCGAGGUUGAGCAGAUGCGCCCUCUUCUCGACCGUGUCAGCGAAGAAGCUCUGGCCGAGGCCCUUUCUCACGGUGUUGGAUACUACCAUGAGGCUCUGAGCCAGAGCGACAAGCGCAUCGUCAAGCACUUGUAUGAGCAUGGUGCCAUUCAAGUUCUGGUUGCUUCUCGUGAUGUUUGCUGGGAGCUCAACAGCACCGCUCAUCUUGUCGUCGUCAUGGGCACGCAAUAUUUCGAGGGCCGAGAGCAUCGCUACGUUGAUUAUUCUUUGAGCGAGGUUUUGCACAUGUUUGGCAAGGCUCUGCGCGCCUCAAAGGAUGGCCGAGGCAGAGGUGUUCUCAUGCUCCCGGCGGCGAAGAGAGACUUCUACAAGAAGUUCCUGAAUGAGGCCCUUCCCGUCGAGUCUCACCUCCACAACUACCUCCACGAUGCUUUUGUGACUGAGAUCAGCACUAAGAUGAUCGAGUCGGGAGACGAUGCCAUCAACUGGACGACUUUUACCUACUUCUACAGACGUCUUCUCGCCAACCCCAGCUUCUACAGUCUUACCAGCACCACGCAAGAUGGACUCAGUGACUACAUGUCCGAUUUGAUCCAGACAACCCUCCAGGAGCUGAGCGACUCGAAGAUUAUUGAGCUUGAUGAGGAUGACGGCUCGGUUGCGCCGCAGAACGCAGCGAUGAUUGCUGCCUACUACAACAUCUCCUACAUCACGAUGCAGACCUUCCUCCUGUCUCUGAGUGCCAAGACAAAGCUCAAGGGUGUCCUUGAAAUCAUUACAUCGGCUACCGAAUUUGAGGCUAUCCAGAUCAGGAGGCACGAGGAAGGUAUCCUCCGCCGCAUCUACGACCGUAUUCCUGUUAAGAUGGCUGAGCCCGUAUAUGACUCGGCGCAUUUCAAGGCCUUCGUUCUUCUCCAAGCACACUUUUCCAGGAUGCAGCUACCAAUCGACCUGGCCAAGGAUCAAGAGGUUAUCAUUUCCAAGGUCCUCAGUUUGCUGAGUGCUACGGUUGAUAUCCUCUCUUCUGACGGUCACCUCAAUGCCAUGAACGCGAUGGAAAUGUCACAGAUGGUGGUGCAAGCAAUGUGGGACCGUGACAGCCCCUUGAAGCAAAUCCCUCACUUCACGCCUGAGGUCGUGAAGGUGGCGAAUGAGUUUGGGUAUGUACCAUCUUCAUCAAUGAUUCUGUAUGCAGCUAACCUUGAACUCCUUCACAGUGUCAAGGACAUUUUUGAUUUCAUGGAGGCCAUGAACCCAAAGGAGAACCCAGACUACGCCAAGCUGGUCAAGCGUCUUGGUCUCUCGCAAAAACAGCUGGGUGAGGCUGCCGCCUUUACCAAUGACAAAUACCCCGACAUUGAGCUCGAGCACAGCAUUUUGGAUGAGGACGACAUUCGGGCCAACGAACCGGCAUACCUUAGUGUGCAGAUUCAACGACAAGUGGACGAGGACGACGAGUUUGACCCGACUGUGCACGCGCCGUUCUACCCUGCCAAGAAGCUGGAGAAUUGGUGGCUUGUGGUCGGCGAAGAGACGACGAAGAACUUGCUCGCCAUCAAGCGCGUCACGAUUGGACGCGAGCUCAAGGUCAAGCUGGAGUUUACAGUGCCGACGGCUGGUAAGCACAACUUGAAGCUGUUCCUAAUGAGCGACAGCUACGUCGGAGUAGACCAAGAACGCGAAUUUUCCAUCACAGCCGCGGAGGGCAUGGACGUGGACGACAGCGAAGAAGAAGAAGAAGAAGACGAGGAAUAG
Molecule: messenger RNA, 6678 nt
Organism: Colletotrichum spaethianum
Lineage: Eukaryota; Fungi; Ascomycota; Sordariomycetes; Glomerellales; Glomerellaceae
Product: pre-mRNA-splicing factor brr2
Exons: 1
Coding region: 1-6678 (2225 amino acids)
Cellular component (GO): nucleus
Molecular function (GO): ATP hydrolysis activity; nucleic acid binding; ATP binding
Source: RefSeq, a predicted model, not a curated record